This is a messenger RNA of Brugia malayi, 1329 nucleotides long. It is a transcript of the gene Bma-stc-1, whose product is annotated as dnaK protein. The record is from RefSeq and is a predicted model, not a curated record. Gene Ontology annotation, molecular function: heat shock protein binding; ATP-dependent protein folding chaperone; misfolded protein binding. Lineage: Eukaryota; Metazoa; Nematoda; Chromadorea; Rhabditida; Onchocercidae. Gene Ontology annotation, cellular component: nucleus; plasma membrane; cytosol. Gene Ontology annotation, biological process: vesicle-mediated transport; protein refolding; cellular response to unfolded protein. The transcript has 11 exons. The coding region runs from base 1 to 1329 and encodes 442 amino acids.
AUGUCGUUCUCAGUAUCAUUAUUGGGGACAUCUUUACUGUCACUGCUUCUGGCUGGUUAUUUGGCUCGAAAAUAUGGACUACCUCCUCCAGCACCUAAAAUUGCUGCUAUCGAUUUGGGCACAACAUUUUCAUCAAUAGGCAUAUAUCAAGCUGUCACUGGGAUAACAGAUAUAGUCGCUGAUGAGACGGGACGGCAAAGUAUACCAAGUGUUGUUGCAUUUUUGCCAAAUGGUACAGUAAUAGUGGGUUCAAAAGCUGUUGAACAACAAGAGCACAAUCCUCUACGAACAAUAUAUGAUGCCAAACGUUUCAUUGGCAGAAAGUUAUCUGAAGACGACCCACAAUUUCAGGUUGAUAGGAAGCGAUAUCCGUUUAAAAUUGAGUUAGACAUGGAAGGGCGAGUGCUUUUUGUCAUACCACUGCAAAAUAAUGUUAUUAAGAAAAUAAGACCGGAAGAAGUUGGUGCAAUAAUAAUAAAUUAUCUUCGAAAAGCAGCCGAGAAGAAAUAUGGGACAGAAAUUAUUUGGGCAGUUAUUUCUGUUCCAGCUGAAUUUGAUGAAGAGCAACGGAAUGCUACUUCAUUAGCUGUUGAAAAAGCCGGAAUGGAAAGUCGUCGUGUAAUUAGUGAGCCAACUGCAGCUGCCCUUGCUUAUGGUUUACAUAAGAAAAAAGACGUUCAGUACAUUGUUGUAGUUGAUUUAGGCGGAGGUACAUUAGAUGUUUCGAUAUUAUGGUUGCAAGGAGGCAUAUUUAUGACAGUGGCAAUGGCUGGCAACAAUAGGCUUGGUGGCCAAGAUUUUAAUAAUCGUGUCCAAAGUGAUUUGAUGCAGUACAUAGAAGAGAAGUACGGCAAGGCGCUUGAUGACCAAGAAGAUAUCCAACAGUUGCGCCUUGCAAUUGAAGCUGCAAAAAUUCAACUUACUACACUUCCUGCCACAAAUAUCGAUUUAAAUUUACGGUCAAUUGGAAAGAUGAUUUAUAGACUUACUCGUGACAAUUUCGAAUUUUUGAAUGAAGAUUUGUUUGAAAGUAUCACAGAACCAAUAGAAGCAGCUUUAAAUGACGCUGAAAUAAAGGCAUCCGAUAUCGAUGAAAUUGUACUGGUGGGUGGUUCAACUCGCAUACCACGUGUUCGUUCCGUUGUUGGUCGUUACUUUGGAAAGGCAGCAAAUCAUGGUGUUGAUCCGGAAUUAGCGGUUGUGACUGGUGCCGCCGUACAAGCCGGUGUUAUCGGUGGUGGUUGGCCUCUUCAGGUAUCUGCUAUAGAAUUACCAGUUAAACGCAGGAAGCAUCAUAUUUUCACAGGACAGAAGAAAUCAAUCCGUUAA